ACCUGGCUCUGACACUGACCACAUCAUCUCCGUCAUCCCUAAAGUGCACGCCUCCCAAUCCAGCCCCAGAAUGGCACUGCCUCCCAGCCCCCUGGCCAUGGAAUAUGUCAAUGACUUUGACUUGAUGAAAUUUGAGGUAAAGCGGGAACCCUCUGAGGGGCGAUCUGGCUUCCCCACAGCCUCACUGGGCUCCACACCCUACAGCUCAGUGCCUCCUUCACCCACCUUCAGCGAGUCAGGCAUGGUGGGGGCCACGGAGGGUCCCCGGCCAGGCCUGGAGGAGCUGUACUGGCUGGCCACCCUGCAGCAGCAGCUGGGGGCUGGGGAGGCACUGGGGCUGAGUCCAGAGGAGGCUGUGGAGCUGCUGCAGAGUCAGAGCCCAGUCCCUGGUGAGGGGCCCCAAGCCUACUAUCCAGGGAGCCCCGAGGAGACAGGAGCCCAGCAUGCCCAGCUGGCCGAGCGGUUUUCGGACGCGGCGCUGGUGUCGAUGUCUGUGCGGGAGCUCAACCGGCAGCUGCGGGGCUGCGGGCGCGACGAGGCGCUGCGGCUGAAGCAGAGGCGCCGCACGCUGAAGAACCGCGGUUACGCGCAGGCCUGUCGCUCCAAGCGGCUGCAGCAGCGGCGCGGGCUGGAGGCCGAGCGCGCCCGCCUGGCCGCCCAGCUGGACGCGCUCCGGGCCGAGGUGGCCCGUCUGGCCAGGGAGCGCGACCUCUACAAGGCUCGCUGUGACCGACUGACCUCGAGCGGCCCUGGGUCCGGGGACCACGCCCACUUCUUUCUCUGAGCUGCUUGGGGCCGCGGAGUGGUGGAGUAGGUGGGUGGGAGGCACCACCCAGGAGGCAGCGGCACCAUUCACCAGAUGGUUACUGAGAGGCUUCUGGUGCCAGACACUCCCUUGUAUGACCACACAAAUAUUCCCAAACUCCCUGGACCCUCAAGGCAUGCUCCGAGGUUAGAUGUUGAUCAUUUUCUGGGAGAGGGGUCCCCUCCCCUCACGCAGGCCGUGCACAGAAACUCUCCACCUCCUGCCCCAUCCCACAUGACCUGGACACUGAGAUCUACGGGAGCCAGUGCCAAGCACUCUGUGUGUGUGUGGAGCGUGGACGACGGCUGGGUGACACAGUGAACGGGAGGUGAGGGAGUGGUGCAGCUCCGCCCUCAGUUUAGAUUUUAAUUCAAGGUUUUCAACCUGUAGUGCAUUAAGGUGGUAAUUAGCAAUAAGGCUGUAUUUUCCUUUCGAGACUUGUAAUCUCCCGAUUUUAGGACUAUUGCAUUUUCAAGAUUUCAAUUCCCACUAGCAAGACAGACGAAGAACUCUAUCCAAGAGGCUUUCUUUCUGCCCAACCAGUGGCCUCCAGGGCCCAGAGCAGCAAAGGCUGGAGGAACUCUGGGGGUGGCUGGUGUGGACUGGGAGAGAAUCCUGGGCAGAAGUCUGGGGACCUGGGCACUGUUCCCAGCUCUGCCACAGGAUACCUCUGUCACCUGGAGCAAAUCACUUGCUCCCUCUGUCUCGGUUACUGCAUCUAAUCCUCAUUUGGAUUGGAUGACUUCUGACACUUUUCCAGUUCUGGCAUCUCCUUAGUGUGGGAGCCCCCAAGACAACUUCACCAAAGGGAUUUCCUGCCCUACUCUAGCUUCCUGACUGCACCCCAGGCAGUGGGUGAGCCCACGCACUGGUCCUCCAGACCUGCAUAGGGUGCCCCUGCUACUCCUACCUCUCUGAGGGCUGAGGUGAGACUUGCCUCAGCAGGAUGAGGAGCCAAGAGAAUGCAGCUUUUGUGAAUUAAACUUGAAGUCCAGGCAGAA
This is a messenger RNA of Diceros bicornis minor, 1806 nucleotides long. RefSeq names its product neural retina leucine zipper (gene NRL). Gene Ontology annotation, biological process: regulation of transcription by RNA polymerase II. Gene Ontology annotation, cellular component: nucleus. Gene Ontology annotation, molecular function: RNA polymerase II cis-regulatory region sequence-specific DNA binding; DNA-binding transcription factor activity, RNA polymerase II-specific. NCBI's taxonomy places the organism in Eukaryota, Metazoa, Chordata, Mammalia, Perissodactyla, Rhinocerotidae. The coding region runs from base 71 to 784 and encodes 237 amino acids. The record is from RefSeq and is a predicted model, not a curated record. The transcript is spliced from 3 exons.